This is a messenger RNA of Knipowitschia caucasica, 762 nucleotides long. Lineage: Eukaryota; Metazoa; Chordata; Actinopteri; Gobiiformes; Gobiidae. The record is from the annotation of a GenBank genome assembly.
AUGAAAUCUAGAAGUCAGGAGCAGAGUUUGUCGGACUCUCUGGAGUUGGAUCGAUCCCACGACCCGCUCACAGGUAACCCGUGUCCAAAACCAAACAAGAAGACACUGAAACAAAGAUUCCUGAAGCUGCUGCCGUGCUUCCACAGCAGCUCCAGAGCCUCCCUCACACAGAGCAACGUGGCCGAGGAGGGAGAGGUGUCCACAGUGUGGCACAGACCAGAGGGACUCGACAGACUCGUCCAACAGACAAACUUCAGCAAAAAAGAGCUUCAGAUCCUCUACAGAGGCUUCAAAAAUGAGUGUCCCAGUGGAGUGGUGGACGAGGAGACGUUCAAGAACAUUUACUCUCAGUUCUUCCCACAGGGAGACUCCAGCACCUAUGCACACUUCCUGUUUGACGCCUUUGACACCCAGAACAACGGAUCAGUGAACUUUGAGGACUUUGUGGUCAGUUUGUCCAUCAUCUUAAGAGGCUCCGCUGAAGACAAACUGAGCUGGGCCUUUAACCUGUACGACAUCAACAAGGACGGCUGCAUCACCAGAGAGGAGAUGACGGACAUCAUGAACUCCAUCUACGACAUGAUGGGGAAACACACGCUCCCCUGUGUCCGGGACAGCGACGCCUCAGAGCACGUCGACAGCUUCUUUAAGAAAAUGGACAAGAACAAAGACGGAGUAGUGACCAUUGAUGAGUUUUUAGACACAUGCCAACAGGAUGAGAACAUAAUGCAGUCGAUGGUAAUGUUUGACAACGUGAUCUGA